GAGCUGACCCAUUUGUUCCACGCAAGCAGUUGAGACUUGCCAGUUUUGAUGUGGAUUUUGUUUUGGCUUUAAUUUCUCUGCGCCUCCCUGGGCCUGAACUGAUUUUUUUAUUUAUUUUUUAUUUUUUUUAACUUCCCCAGGCUGCCCGGAGCAAGCUGGUAUGCUGUGGAAAAAGCAGGGAUAAGAGUGCAGGGAUAAGACAAGGGCCAGAGGAGGAGACCACUGUGUAGGAGCAGAAGAGUGGUCUGGAAGGAACUCUCUACAUACGAGUCAACUUUAUGGCUAUAUUCAGCUCUGAAGGACGUUAAGGGGGCUCUGUGUAUGUGCUUAAAAAGCCAGACAUGUUUCCAUCCACUGUCCUGAAAGUGGGACAUGGAGUGCGUAGAUACUGGGAUGGUCCACGAGCCAUUGCAACUGUCAUCUCAGGCAACAAGACCUCACAACAGGUGAGGGAGCAGCUGAAAAAGGAGGUGGCAGAAAUGAAGAGUCAGCUUCCUGGCUUUAGACCAGGCCUGGUGGUGCUACAGGUUGGAGACAGAGAAGACUCGAACCUCUACAUUAGUAUGAAGCUAAAGGCAGCAGCUCAGAUUGGACUUAAUGCCAAACACAUUAGGCUUCCUAAAACGGCCACAGAAGAUGAGGUUCUGCGAAAUAUAGCAGCAGUUAAUGAGAAUCCUGAAGCCCAUGGUCUCAUUGUCCAGUUACCUCUGGAUUCUGUCCAUCCCAUAGACACAGAGAAAGUGACCAAUGCCGUGACUCCUGAGAAGGAUGUGGAUGGCCUGAGCAGUGUAAACGCAGGGAGACUGGCUCGAGGAGACCUGCAGGACUGCUUCAUCCCCUGCACCCCCAAUGGCUGCAUGAAGCUCAUCAGGCAGACUGGUGUGUCUGUGGCUGGCAGGAAUGCGGUUGUGAUUGGCCGCAGUAAGAUUGUCGGAGCACCCAUGCAUGAUCUCCUCCUGUGGAACCAUGCCACCGUGACCUGCUGCCACUCCAAGACUCCAGACCUGGCAGCACAUGUGGGCGGGGCGGACAUCCUUGUAGUGGGUGCUGGCAAGGCAGAGAUGGUGAAAGGCGAUUGGAUAAAAGAGGGUGCAGUGGUCAUUGACUGUGGCAUUAAUUACAUUCCAGACAGCAGCAGGCCUGGGGGAAAACGGGUGGUGGGGGAUGUUCACUACCCAUCGGCUAAAGAGCGGGCCAAGUACAUUACCCCUGUCCCUGGAGGAGUGGGGCCCAUGACUGUAGCCAUGCUGAUGGAGAAUACAGUUAAGAGCGCUCAGCGAUUUCUACAGAACUAUAGGCCUGGGAAUUGGAGCAUAUCCUACAAAAGGGUGAAAUCACAGAAACCUCAGCCAAGUGAUGCCCAAAUAUCUCACUCAUGCCCUGGAAAACCAAUUGGCCAGCUUGCCAAAGAAGUGGGCCUGUUCCCAAAGGAGGUGGAGCCAUAUGGCGCAAGCAGGGCCAAGGUGAGACUGGAUGUCCUCAACCGUCUGAACAAACAGCCUGAUGGGAAAUAUGUGGUGGUCACUGGGAUUACACCCACUCCACUGGGUGAGGGCCACAGCACCGUUGUGCUCGGGUUGGCACAGGCUUUAGGGGCUCACUUGAACGUCAGUGCUUUUGCCUGUGUGGGACAACCCUCUCCACCAUCCAGCUUUGGUAGCAGAGGUGGUGCUGUUGGAGGUGGCUAUUCUCAGAUCAUACCCAUAGAAGAGGUCAUUCUUCAGCCCUUAGGAGACACUCAUGCUGUUUCUACAGCCAGCAGCUUGGUAUUAGACACCAUCUCAGCAUACUCCCACUACCAGAGCAAAUACUCUGAGAAGGUUUUAUAUGACCUCUUGGUGCCACCUGUGGGUCAUCGGACCUUCUCACCUUCUCAGCUUAAGAGGCUGCAGAAACUUGACAUUGUGAAAUCUGAUCCCUCAACCCUGACACAGGAAGAGAUUAGACGUUUUGUUCAAUUGGACAUUAACCUGAAAACCAAGAUGGUGUGUGUCAGCAAUGAAGAUCGUGCCUUUCUGGAGAAUGAGAUCAUGGCUGUGCUGUCUCUGAGCACCAGUCCACGAGACCUGCAGCAUAGGUUGGCCAAGAUGGUGGUGGCUGCCAGCCAAUCAGGAGAGCUGGUCACCACUGAGGACCUGGGUGUGAGUGCUGUCUUGGCACUGCUGCUGAACAAUGCCCUGAAGCCAUGCCUGAUGCAGACUUUGGAAGGGACCCCAGCAUUUGUUCACAUAGCCCAUGACAGCCCUUCUGUCAUGGCAGAUAAAAUAGCUCUAAAAUUGGUGGGCUCACAAGGCUUUGUGGUCUCUGACACUGCUCAUGGGGCUGAUGUUGGCAUGGAGAGGUUCUUCAACAUCACAUGCCGCUCCUCUGGGCUACAGCCCGACGUGGUGGUGCUAGUUGUCACUGUCAGAGCGCUCAAGAUGCACGGGGGUGGCCCACGGAUCAGAGCAGGGUUUCCUUUGCCCCUACAGUAUUUACAAGAGAACCUGGAACUGCUGCUGAAAGGUUGCUCUCAUCUGAAGAAACAGGUGGAUAAUGCCAUGUCAAAUGGUUUGCCAGUGGUAGUGGCUGUAAACGUCUUCAGCUCUGACACCGAAGCUGAGCUUGAACUGGUGUGUAACCAGGCAAGGCAGACUGGUGUGUUUGAUGCAGUGAAAUGCACAAACUGGUCUCAUGGGGGCGCCGGAGCACUGGCUCUGGCACAGAGUGUUCAGAAAGCAGCUGAGAUGCGAAGGCCAUUUCACUUCCUCUAUGAUCUGCAGAUGCCAGUCAUUGAUAAGAUUAAAAAAGUGGCCCAGAGCAUGUAUGGUGCUAAGGAUGUGGAGUUCUCUCCAAAAGCCAAAGAGAAGCUGGAACUUUACAUCAAACAAGGUUUUGGUAGUUUCCCAGUGUGUAUAGCCAAGACCCACCUAUCCUUGAGUAAUGAUCCAGAGUUGAAAGGGGUGCCCGUGGACUUUACGCUACCAAUUACAGACGUCAAUGCCAACGUGGGUGCCAACUUUCUCUGCCUUCUGGCAGACAUGGAAAAGGACUGCCCUGAAGAUCCUGUGUGGCCAUGGUUGAGGGACAACAACGACCUCUACAGUAACAGCCAAUAGCUGUGCUGUAUUAGGCAAGUUGGCAGGUGUUACUAAAGAUAAUUAUGCAAUAAUCAAACAGUAUGGUGAUAAAGAAUGGUUUGUCCCAUUCAGUAGAAAAAUUACUCCAGAUCCUGAGGGUUUCUGGCAACCAACCACAGUUCCAACACGGUGGGUGGAUUCUUAAUAUGGCUGGUAAAUGGAAUGGAACAUAUAUUGGAACACCUAUGACCCCUCUAUACAUACCCUACAACUGAUUCAAUGUGUAUAGGCUAAAGGAGAGAGAAAGUGUAAAUGUGUUCAUCAUGGCUGGGAAUAUAUUUCAUGUAUCUCUUUCCAUAACUGAAACAUGCAUGCGGUUUGUAUUCAGAAAGCUGCUUCAGAGCCAAUUGUCAGUAUCACACAUAAGGAAGCUCCUCUACAAACAGUCCCAUUGUUUCUCCUGAAACAUGCAUGUCAAUAACUGACUCUCUGUGUUAUCCAGCCAGUCAGUCACUAUACCAUCUGAUGCUCUGAGCAUGAAUAGUUCAUUAAUAUUGCCAUAAAGUGAGUAGAGGAGCUCAGUGGAUGUCUUACUGGGGUUAGGAUCACAAAUAAAAGGAUCACAAAUGCUAUUUUGUGUUAUUGCACAGUGUGACUGUGUUAUUAGUGAUGUGAUUCCAUGAGAUUUUUAGCAUUACAUAUUAAGUAUUUUUACUUGUGAACUUUAGCACCUAUCUUUUCUAUGCACAAGAGCUGAACUAAGCACUUUACAGAAGUUUAUUUAUACAAAACUCAUCUUCAGAUUUUUUGACUUAAGCUUACUUUCUACAAAGUCCAGUAUUCCAUCACAGUGACACUGAAAGCAAAACAUCAUUUCACAGUUAUUAUUCAUUUUUUUCUUGCAGUUUAAGAUGUGAUCUAGCAGUGUUGAAUCUGCUUCAUUUAGUCUGAAGAUGAACUAUGUGUUAUAGUUUUUAAGGUUAUAGCUUUAAAUAAGUUCAGUGAACACAAAUACACUUCUUUUCUUAUUACCAGAUAUUGAGUUUUACAUGUGAACAUGCAAAGCAGUCACGGUUGUUUGCACUGUGCUCAUUUGGAAAACUAUGACAAACUAUGACUUGCAUGAUUUUUCUUAACAUUCUAUUUUGCAUCUGGCAUUCUCCUGUAAGGUUCCACCUGAACUGGGUUUCUUAUCUCCAUUAUCUGAGCUUACAUGACAUUACCAUGUAACCCUCCAUUAAGUAACUGAGGUUGCUAUAGCUACAAAGCAAAUGGCAUGUCUGUACAAUUACAUUUGUGUACUUUUCUCCUAAUAUAAUUAAUUGGUUGUUUACAUACCAAACAUUUAGAUUAAAUACUGUAUAUUAUUUAGUGGUUUACAAAAAGAUUAAUGUUUACUUUUUUUCUAAGCAAAUAUCAUGUCUGUGUCCUCUGACAUGUUUUAAUAACUUUUGAUUAAUGUGUUAUCUGGACACUUUUGUGUUUAUUUAAUAAAGUGGCUGUUUUGUGGAGAGAA
Electrophorus electricus (electric eel) is the source of this 4575-nucleotide messenger RNA. It is a transcript of the gene mthfd1a, whose product is annotated as methylenetetrahydrofolate dehydrogenase (NADP+ dependent) 1a, methenyltetrahydrofolate cyclohydrolase, formyltetrahydrofolate synthetase. The record is from RefSeq and is a predicted model, not a curated record. Gene Ontology annotation, biological process: tetrahydrofolate interconversion. NCBI's taxonomy places the organism in Eukaryota, Metazoa, Chordata, Actinopteri, Gymnotiformes, Gymnotidae. Gene Ontology annotation, molecular function: ATP binding; methenyltetrahydrofolate cyclohydrolase activity; formate-tetrahydrofolate ligase activity. Gene Ontology annotation, cellular component: cytosol.